Owenia fusiformis is the source of this 551-nucleotide messenger RNA. The record is from the annotation of a GenBank genome assembly. Lineage: Eukaryota; Metazoa; Annelida; Polychaeta; Sabellida; Oweniidae.
AAAAUGUUUACAUUUACAUUUUGACUGGUUUAUUUAGCAGAAAUAAGGAUUAUUUGUCUAAUUACAACAAUGGAGAAUUACCAUAUCCUUGAAAAUAUUGGCGAGGGAUCUUUUGGGAAAGUAUAUAAAGGACGAAAGAAAUAUACUGGUCAGAUAGUUGCCCUGAAGUUCAUUCCUAAGUUUGGCCGCAGUGAGAAAGAUUUGAGGAGUCUUAGAAAAGAAAUAGAAAUAAUGCGAGGACUUCACCACCCUAAUAUAAUUGAAAUGUUAGACAGUUUUGAAACAGAAAAGGAGGUGGUUGCAGUUACAGACAUUGCAGAGGGAGAAUUGUUCCAAAUACUAGAAGACGAUGGAAGUCUACCAGAAUCUCAGGUGCAAAGUAUUGCUUGCCAGCUGGUAUCAGCCCUCUACUAUCUCCACUCUCACAGGAUUCUACAUAGGGACAUGAAGCCACAGAAUAUACUACUUGGCAAAGGAGGAGUUGUCAAACUAUGUGACUUUGGAUUUGCAAGAGCCAUGAGCAUCAAUACACUAGUUUUGACUUCAAUUAA